Molecule: messenger RNA, 3715 nt
Organism: Colossoma macropomum (tambaqui)
Lineage: Eukaryota; Metazoa; Chordata; Actinopteri; Characiformes; Serrasalmidae
Product: stonustoxin subunit beta-like
Exons: 3
Coding region: 1219-1998 (259 amino acids)
Molecular function (GO): protein binding
Source: RefSeq, a predicted model, not a curated record
UAAAUUAUAAUAUAAAAAUGUUUGUAGAUUAUUUCAAAUCAGUUCAGAAUUGUUUUAGAUUGACUUCUAACUUGUUGUCUCUGGUUACAACUGUACAAAACUGAUAAACAGCAAUGUUGUGGCCUGUUUUCUGCAAAUGAACCAGGAUGUGACAGUGAUUGUGACAUUUUUCCGACGGAGACAGAUUUAAAAAGUUAUUCUCUAAUGGCCUUAAAUGCUGUAAGGAACAUUAGUUUAAACAUUUUAAUACAAGGUAAAUGUUAAAAAAUGUUGAAUUUGUUCUUUUGCUACUGUAAACACACUUCUGUAAUAAUCUACGACAGAAAAUCACAAAAGUGAUGUCCUGUUUACAGACGUUACUGAGUGAGCAUACAGUCAGGAGGCAAAACGCCUUUAACUUAGCCUUAACUCUACUUUUUUUCUUAUAUGACUGUACUCAGAUGUGCAGAAAAGUAUUAAUACUGUGUUUGGAUCUGCAGUAAAGUAUUAAUGCUGUGAGAUAUUUCCCAGAAUACAUUUAAAAUCUACAGUAGUUUACUCUAGAACACUGUUGAGCAUACAAAGAAUGCUGUAAAACAACAAAAUUCAUUUCAGUGUAUUUUAAAAAGUCUUUGUUAUGCAGCUGAAAUGUUUGCUUUAUUUAAUCAAAUCAUUAGUACAAUGUCUUUAUACAAAUGACCAAAAUAUAUAUAUUCCUGUCCUCAACAUAACUGUUCUCAUAUGCUUUACAGUGAAUAAAUGCACCUAUAUUUCUCAUAUGGACUUCAGUUCUUAUAUUUUUCUGUAUUUCAUACUGAAAUGAAAGAUUAAUCUCCCAGACAUAAUUAAGGAUUUUGAUAUAUGAAACAAUUGAAUUCAAUCACUAUAAGAUACAAAGCUUUAGAAAUUCUGGCUUUUUAUGUACUUAAUCUCAGAUAAGUUCCAACUCAGAAUUAUAUAUACUGCCAUAUUUUGAAUUUACAAAUUCUGUGUUAGUGGUUAAUGAUUGUUUGAGGAGUUGUAUAAUGAGUUCAGGUGUAUUUAUUUAAUUAAUUAAUUAAAGUAAUAGUCCAAAUUGUCCUGACAGGCCAUGUGAAUGUUAUUGUAUUUUUUGUUUUCCAUGAUAUCUGAAUAUAUAUUUCACAGAAUUAUGUGCUUGCUGUGUUUGUACUGCAGCUGGUUUUUGCUGUAUGUAAAUUGUUCCUUUUUUUCUUUCUUUCCUGCAGAUUGUCUGGUUGUAUGGUGACAGAUGAAGGCUGUUCUUCUCUGGCUUCAGCUCUGAAAUCAAACCCCUCCCACCUGAGAGAACUGGAUCUGAGCUAUAAUCACCCAGGAGAGUCUGGAGUGAAGCUGCUCUCUGAUCUACUGGAGGAUCCACACUGCGCCCUGGAGAAACUACAGGUGAAUCAUGGAGGGAAGAUCAGGAUGAAACCAGGACUGAAGAAAUAUGCUGUUGAUCUCACUCUGGAUCCAAACACAGUGAACAGGUUUCUCUUACUGUCUGAGAGGAACAGAAAGGUGGAGAGUGUGAGAGGAGAUCAGUCGGUGAAUGGAGGGCGUUCGUAUACAGCUCAGUCGUAUCCAGAUCAUCCAGACAGAUUUGAUCACCGUCCUCAGGUUCUGAGUGUGGAGAGUCUGACUGGACGCUGUUACUGGGAGGUUCAGUGGAGCAGAGGAACUGUUAUAUCAGUAUCAUACAGAGGAAUCAGGAGGAAAGAAGACAGUGCUGACUGUAUGUUUGGAAACAAUAAUCAGUCCUGGAGUCUGGACUGGUUUCAUAAAGGUUACUCCGUCAGACACAAUGGACAGGACACUGACCUACCUGCCCCCUCCCCCCCCUCUAAAAGAGUAGGAGUGUAUCUGGACUGGGGGUCCGGCACUCUGUCCUUCUACACCAUCUCACCUAACACACACACACUGACCCACCUACACACACUCUACACCACAUUCACUGAGCCGCUCUACGCUGGAUUCUGGGUUGAUUCUGAUUCCUCAGUGAGACUGUGUGACACAGAAUAACCUCCACACAGAGUGGGUGUGUGUGAGACAGAGAGAGAGAGAGAGACAGAGAGCGAGGGACAUAGAUAGAGAGGGAGAGAGAGGGAGAGACAGAGACACAGAGAGAGAGAGAGAGAGAGAGAGAGAGAGAGGGACUGGAAAUCGCUAAACAGAAAAAAAAAAAGAUGAUAUAGCAAUUAGAGAUGGGGAUAAAUGGAGAAACCAUUUUGAAAAAUUGUACAGAACACCAUCGGUAAAUAUAGAGCAACAAAAAAUAUCUGGAAAAUUAAAAAUUCUUGAUAAAACAAUUAAGGAUUAUCAAAAUCCACUGGACUUCUCCAUCACAAUAGAAGAAUUAGAGGAAAAACUCAGAGGCCUCCAACCCAGAAAAGCCUGUGGUACAGAUGGCAUCUUAAAUGAAAUGCUAAAAAACACAGACCCUAAAUUCAAAUUGGCUAUUCUAAAACUUUUCAAUCUUAUUUUAAAUGUAGGCCAUUUCCCCACAGUCUGGAAUGAGGGGCUCAUCACCCCCAUAUUUAAAUCUGGAGACAAAUUUGACCCAAACAAUUACAGAGGGAUUUGCGUGAACAGUAACCUGGGAAAGGUCUUCUGCAGCAUCCUCAGCACUCGGAUAACGAACUUUCUAAAAGAACAUAAUGUUCUAAGCAAAAACCAAACUGGCUUCUUACCAAAUCAUCGAACAUCUGACCACAUUUUCACUCUUCACACACUAAUCGAUAAAUACGUAAACCAAAAUAAGGGCAAAAUCUUUGCGUGUUUCAUAGACUUUCAAAAAGCUUUUGACUCAAUCUGGCAUAAUGGACUAUUUUAUAAACUUAUUGAAAGUGGGGUGGGGGGGGGUGUAUGAUGUUAUUAAAUCAAUGUAUUCUCACAGUAAAUGUGCAGUGAAGAUUGGAACAAUCAGAACUGGGUUCUUUCCACAGUCGUGAGGAGUGAGACAGGGCUGCAGCCUGAGCCCCACCCUGUUUAACAUAUACAUGAACGAACUGGCUGAAAAACUCGACCAGUGUAGUGAAAUACCUGGCCUCUCUAUGGGAGACGCAACAAUUAAAUACCUCCUCUAUGCAGAUGACCUCGUCCUGCUGUCACCUACCAGAGAGGGGCUUCAACAACGUUUAGAAAUCUUGGACAACUUCUGUAAAAAUUGGGCUUUGAAAAUAAACCAUCAAAAAAACAAAAUAGUAAUUUUUCAAAAGAGGUCUAAAAAUGAAGAGAAUUAUAUUUACACAAUUGACAACACCAACAUCAAACAAUCUAAAACAUACACUUAUCUGGGCAUUACUAUUAGCUCCACAGGAGGUUUUGACUUGGCUGUGAAGGAACUCGGGCAAAAAGCGAGGAGAACUCUUUUCACUAUUAAAAAAUCAAUCAAAUUUGAAAUACCAAUCACAAUCUGGCUAAAAAUCUUCAAAUCAGUAACUGAACCAAUUGUACUAUAUGGCAGUGAGGUUUGGGGACCCCUGACAAAAAACAAUUUUACAAAUUGGGACAAACAUCCAAUUGAAGCCCUGCAAAAACAUCCUCCAUGUGCAGAGAAAAGCAUCCAAUACUGUGUGCAGGGCUGAAUUAGGACAGUAUCCACUCCUAUUAAACAUUCAGAAAAGAGCUCUAAACUUCUGGAAAUACAUAAAAUCCAGUGACCCCCAGUCACUCCACUAUAAAGCACUGGCUAGUCAGGAGCUGAACAUCGACAGGAGUCCCCUGAGCCAGGUGGUCC